Messenger RNA from Varanus komodoensis (Komodo dragon), 4853 nucleotides. RefSeq names its product kelch like family member 30 (gene KLHL30). The record is from RefSeq and is a predicted model, not a curated record. Bases 112 to 1914 code for a protein of 600 amino acids. Lineage: Eukaryota; Metazoa; Chordata; Lepidosauria; Squamata; Varanidae. Gene Ontology annotation, molecular function: protein binding. The transcript is spliced from 8 exons.
AUAUUGGCUGCCUCCAGCGUGGGACUGCCUCAUAAAACCCUACCCAGGGUACCUGUUUCCUCCUAGGGUCAAGGCAAGCUGUUCCCCAAGCAUUCUGCCAGGACAAGCUGGAUGCAAACGCUGUUAGCAAGGGCAGUUCAGCAGAGCAUCACCAUGGUGAGGAACAUUGAUGACUUUGAUUUUUGCCUUCCAUCCCAUUCUCAGUCCAUUCUGGAAGGGCUGCAGGCCUUGCGCAACAAUCCCAAACUCUCAGAUGUCACCUUGAUUGUUGGGGAUCAUGAAUUCCCGUGCCACCGCAGUAUCCUGGCUCUCUGCAGUAACUACUUCAAUGCCAUGUUUGCUGGUGACUUCAUAGAAAGCUUUUCAGCCCAUGUAGAGAUCAAAGAUGUGGAUCCUAUCAUUAUGGAGUCCUUGAUUGACUUUGCUUACACAGGGAAAGUGACCAUCAACCAGGCAAAUGUGGAGGCUUUAAUUCGAACAUCCAACCAGCUCCACUUCCCCAUCAUCCGGAAAGUCUGCAUUCGGUACUUGAGGCAGCAGAUGGAUGCAACCAACUGUCUGGGAAUUUGUGAGUUUGGGGAGCUGUAUGGUUGUCCAGAGGUGUCAUCCAGGGCCUGGUCAUUUCUGCAAGAAAAUUUUGAGCUUGUGUCUCAACAGGAAGAGUUCCUCCAAUUAUCCAAAGAGAGAUUGGUUACCUACCUAUCCAACAAUCUGCUCCAAGUCCAAGAAGAGCAGAGCCUAGUUGAGGCCGUACUCAGGUGGGUGAAGUAUGAAAAAUCUACCAGAGCCACAGAUCUUCCAGAACUCCUUGACUUAGUGCAUCUGGUCUCACUGCCAGAUCAGUAUCUACAGGAUCUUUUGUCUUCAGAACCAUUGAUUCAAGAAUCAGAAGCAUGCAAAACCAUCAUCACCAAACAUCGGAGCACGGUGGAAAACAGGCCAUUUGUUGAGCAGAGAUUGAAGGCCCUUCCACAAAAGCUUGAGGAGGUGCUGGUGGUGGUGGGAGGCAGAGUUCUGGAAGAGAAUGAAGAAGAUGGAGCGCCCCCACCAAUCUCCAGGAAUUUUGCAUUUUAUAACACUAAGACUAAAGCAUGGAUUGCUCUGCCUGAUUUUCCAGAUUACAAUAAGUGGGGCUUUUCUAUGAUUGCUCUAAACAACGAUGUUUACAUCACAGGGGGCUCCAGAGGAUCACAGAAUGACACAUGGUCUACAACCCGGUCCUGGUGCUUCUGCCUAAAGAAAAGUGCCUGGAAACCCAUUGCUCCAAUGCUGAAGCCUCGAACGAACCAUGCCAGUGCUGUUCUCAAUGGAGAGAUCUAUGCCAUUGGUGGCACAACGCUGGAUGUUGUGGAAGUGGAGUGCUACGAUCCUUAUAAUGACAGCUGGUCCUUUGUCAGCCCUGCCCUGAAGUAUGUCAGCAACUUUGACGUAGCUGGCUGUCUUGGGAAGUUGUACCUCAUUGGAUCGUGUGCGGUCAAAUAUAAUGCAUUAACCCUGCAGUGUUACAACCCCGCCAUUGAUGUCUGGAGUGUAUUUGCAUCCCCCUUCAUCCCAAAGUACCUCUCUGCUCCCCGCUGUGCUUCCUUGCACGGAACCAUCUACCUUAUUGGUGACAACACAAAGAAGGUUUAUGUGUAUGAUCCAGAUGCUAACAUAUGGCAGAAGGUGCAACAGCUUCACACCCUGCAUGAAAAUGGAGGGAUGGUACCUCUUGCAGGUAAACUCUUUGUCACAGGAGGCUACUGGAAAGGAAUGGAUGGAGACUAUCAAGUGGAGAUGGAAAUCUAUGACUGUGCCAAGGAUGUGUGGACAAGGGAGGGGGCCCUUCCAUGCUCAUGGCUCUAUCACAGCUCCUCUUCUAUCUUCAUGGAUACUUCUAGGUGGAAGGAACCUUUCCUGGGAAAUAGUUUGUGACACUAGAAGAUGAAAUGUGGCCUCACAGCUUAGCUGCCAACAGCACAAUCUGGAAAAGGGACUGACUUCUUUUCAGUAGCACAUUUUUUACAGUUCCUUUUACUUUCACCUUCUUUUUCUGCUUUUACAAUAAUCAUCAUAUUUCUAUUACACCCCUUGUUGGGUGCAACCAAUUUGCCCCCAGAUCAGGAUGAAUAACUGGUCAAAUCACUAGCAUUUAAAACACCACUGGUAAAGGCUGAAAAAUAGGAUUAUAUGACUGAUAAGGAAUGAGGGUGAAAAUGAAGAACCCAGAAUGGUCAUGGUUGACUGGGCAAUGCUGGGAGUUGUAGUCCAACAGAUGUGAAGGGAACCUGUCCAAAGAAAGCUGCCCUAAAAUGAGCAUAUCCUCAAAAUAAGGCUUAGGAUUAGGUCACACGUGUUACUUCCAGCUUCUGCCUUUGCUCUUGAGAUAGUGUGCCAUGGUAAUGUGAGAAGCAGAGGUGUAGAGAAUCCAGUGGUUGAAAUGUUUGCCAUGUCUAAACUUGCUCCAUGUUACUUCUAGAAAGAUGCCACAGUUGAUAUCCAAGCAAUUUCAGUGCAGAAUUCAUUAUGACUCUAAUACUCAUAUUAUAUUCAAGCAGAUAACUAGUGAGAAAAGAGAACCAAUCCUGCAAAGAGCUAAGUGAGUGCAAGUGUACUGAGUCCAUUGACUGCUUAAUUGUGUUGGAUUGUGGCCAGAAGUAACAUGAGCCAGCUCUAAAUCAGAGCUCAGUGUUAAUUUGAGAUCAUAGUAGCUAAUGCUGACAGGUGAUAUAAGUGACUCAUUUUAUGUGGGAGAGAUGCUUUCCUGGAUAAUACGGGAUUCAUAUUUAUAUAGCUCUUUUUAUUGCUGCAGGAUGAUUUCUAUAUUUAAUUACACACAUUCCUGCUUGGCUUAAUUAUCUUGUAUAUUGUUUGUAUUUAUUCUAGCUUGAAAUAGAGCAGGUCAUAUGAUGUAUGUCUUCCUGUUAGUUACCACAGUUUAGUCACUAUGAUCAAGAUCGCUAAGAAUAAUUCCAGCUUGUUAUCAUAAAUUACGUAGCCCCUUUAAUGUUUACUGCUGCUAAUGUUUGCUCAUGCAAACCUAUUUUUGCUGGUAAGUUUUAAAUGAUGGUCAGACAUACAUUUCCUUCUGUAUAUCCAGACUGGGGGACAUGUGGGUGUUUGCUGGACUUCAGUUCUCAGCUACCUCAGCAGCUUCACCAGUGGCCAGGAUAAUGGAGGUUGUAGUGCAACAAACAUCUGGGGACCCCUGGUUUAUAUGGAUGAAACAUAUGUGACCACACACUCACAUAAGGAGGUUUAGUCAAGUGCAACUGGGCUGGUGAAGAUCUACAGGAUCAGAACCUAGCCAAGUUGCUAUAGCAAGUCAGAGCAAAUACAAAAACCAGCACAAAGACAAGCUAUUGUCUCGUUGAGAUUGCAGAAAUGUGGUGUGAUCUAGGGACAUUAUGGUGAUCAAACCCAGAUUGCUAAUAGGAGUCUUUCAUUCAGGAACAAACUUGGAGGAAAAUGGUGAAUACUGCAAAUAACAAAUAGCUAAAUACUGAGAUUAUUAUAACGACAUUUUUACAUGCAGCCUGAUCUCAAGCUUAUUUAUAUGGCAGUAGGUCUCUCAGUAGGGCAAAUUUGAAUAGGCUAAAGAGGACUUAAGCCUUAGAGAGUUGAUGUGUGUUGGUUUGAAGCAUAAUGGGCACAAGCGGCAAAGGACCUAAGGGAGUGAGAAGAUAGUUGUGACUACAUGAAGCCCUGUUGAAUUCAGUACAAAUAACAUUUAUUAUACUGUGCCCUGUAAAUCUAUAAAAAUUCUAUAAAAACAUUAAAAUGUUCAAUUCAUGAAUGGGCUCAUGUAAGCUGCAAUUCAUCAGUAAUGAUUUCAAGGAGGGGGAAUUUAAAUUUCAUUAAAAUCAUCUUACUUUCCGGCAUCUUUUCUGUGAUUUUCAUUAGCUUUCAUUUCUCUGAGAAAUGAUGUUGGUUUUGUACAUGCAGCCGAACUGGAUUGUUUAUGUCUAAUUAAAGGCUUGUCUACCUGAAGUGUUUAUUCUGCUGCUUUUCUGAGCUGGCUGCUUCUGCCUUCUUUGUGGGAGUAAGACUGCCUCUGUUAUACACAGGUUAUUUUUCCCCAGGUUUUUCUUUCCCUGUUUUUCUAUCCAUUCCGUUCUGUUCCAUUCAUUGUGUGUUGUGAAAUAGCAGAACUGCAACUUCACACAGGUAUUACCUAGUGUUUUAUUCCAAGAUAAGGGAAUAAUAACUCCUUAUUCGCUCUUUCAAAAAAUAACCACAAAAAUGGAAAAUGACUGCAAAACACAGGAUGGUCCUGGAAGAUGAUAGCAUUCUGUGGAGGACCUAGAAAGUAACAUGAGUAUCAGAUACAAGUACAAAAUAAAUGCCUGGUGUAGAGAAUCCCUAAGCCACUUCCACAAACAAUCAUGAAGGAAAUGGACAGGUCUGAUCAAAUUCUGAUCAGUAUUAAUUAUGAAUAAAACCAGAACACCAGAAUAUUGGAUGUUUACAGCGAUUGUGUUAAGUUUGGCACUAUCCAGAUUUUUGAUCAUGACAUGAGUAAAAACAUUCAAGGUGACCAACACUUUAUAGAUGACAUAAAUGUUGGUAGAGUUGCAAACAAGGCAAAAGAGAAGAUUAGAAUUCAAAGUGAGCUUAAUAAAUAUGAGAAUGGGGUUGAGAACAGCAGAAUGAAAUUCAGUAUAAGCACAAAUGGCCAUUUGGAGUUGUUUAGAUAGCAAGAAAGGAAAAGAAAAAGCAUUUCUGUUUAUCCAAUUUAUCCUAGACCAGAAUCUAGUCAGUUGCUUCUAUGAAAGACUGUAUUAGAAAUGCAGUUUGGUAACUCUUUGUAAAUUCUUAUAUUGAAUUGGUUGAACUUCCCGUGUGCUAAAUAAAUAGAUAAAUGUAUAAAAUGA